Messenger RNA from Trichoderma gamsii, 708 nucleotides. RefSeq lists its product as hypothetical. Lineage: Eukaryota; Fungi; Ascomycota; Sordariomycetes; Hypocreales; Hypocreaceae. The record is from RefSeq and is a predicted model, not a curated record. Gene Ontology annotation, cellular component: membrane; signal peptidase complex. The transcript is spliced from 3 exons. The coding region runs from base 1 to 708 and encodes 235 amino acids. Gene Ontology annotation, biological process: protein targeting to ER.
AUGCACAGCUCCUUUACCCGACUCCAGAAUGUCUUUGGCUUCUUCACCACCGUCACCUUCGUCCUGGGCGCAUUCAUUGCUGCCACAGAUCUCGGCUCCGCUCGCACACCCAGCGGCGUCAUAAAAACCGACAACAUUCAAGUUGUCAAGGGCCGACCCCACUACUACUCUUCGAAAAAGGAAGAGUAUGCCAUCAUUCGCUUCUCCCUAGAAGCUGACCUCUCCUCACUCUUCACAUGGAAUACCAAGCAACUCUUUGUCUAUGUAACGGCAGACUGGACGAGCCCUGGCGGCAUCAACAACACUGCCGUUAUCUGGGAUAGCAUCAUCACCAACCCCAGUGCCGAUCACUUACAGAACAUCGGCCCCGUGGCUAUGAAGAAGCUCAAGAGGAGCGCUGAAGGCAAGAGCAUUGCGCCUGAAAGAGGACUUCUCAAGCUCAAGAACCAGAAGCCCAAGUACCAAAUCACCCACCCUAGCGGCAAGAUCGCCGAGACUGCCGACGUAACUCUAAAGUUACAUUACAACGUACAGCCUUGGGUCGGCAUCUUGACAUGGGACAUGGAUAAGCCGCUUGCCAUGUGGAAUGCCAUGAGCGGUGGGGUCAGUGACCUCUUUACGCUUCCUGCCCUCAAGUCCAAGGAUACUAAGGGCAAAGACACAAAGGAUAAGAGCAGCACAAAGAGCAAGAAGAGCAAGAAGCCUUGA